CCCUCUCCUCAGCCUGGUGCACCAGCUGCGAGGUGGCAGCGGGGAGCAAGAAGUUAGAUCUCUCCAAGCUUAACUUUUUGCACUUUAAAAAAAACGAAAAGAAAAACUUUGUUAACUUUUUCUGCUCUCUACUUUUUCUAACCCUUUUCCCUCAAAAUGACUGGUAGCCCGCUGACAGGGUUACUGGUUGCGCUGUGCGUCAGCAGCGCAGUGCACGGCUUGCCAAAGAAGAGCAAAAGACAAACCGGCCAGUAUCAGGUGUUUCCUGAGCUCCGUGACGCGUCGGCUGUGGCUCAAGUCGCCUGUGAAGAAAACGGUCGAUCGUUCAGACAGAACGAGCAGUGGGAGAAACCCUACCUUGGUAGUACACUGGUGUGCACCUGCAAUGGAGCCGCUGGCAUCAAAUGUAAAACUAAGCCUGAAGUGGAGGAGUCAUGUUAUGAUAAGUACAAUGACCGGACAUACCGAGUCGGUGAGACCUACGAGAGGCCAAAGGACGGGAUGAUGUGGGACUGCACCUGCAUCGGCUCUGGUCGGGGCAAGAUCAGCUGUACCAUCGCCAAUCGUUGCCAUGAAGGAGGGAGGUCUUAUAAAAUCGGGGACACUUGGCAGAGGCCUCAUGACACCGCUGACUACAUGCUGGAGUGUGUGUGUCUCGGAAACGGCAAAGGGGAGUGGACCUGCAAACCUGUGGCUGAGCGUUGCUACGACAACAAUGCCGCGUUAUCGUACGUCGUGGGGGAGACCUGGGAGAAACCGUACCAAGGCUGGAUGAUGCUGGACUGCACCUGUCUGGGAGAGGGAAAUGGACGCAUCACCUGCACCUCAAGGAACCGCUGCAACGACCAGGAUACCAGGAGGUCGUACCGCAUUGGAGACACAUGGACGAAGCCGGACGCAAGCGGACACAUCCUGCAGUGUCAGUGCUUAGGAAACGGCCGUGGAGAGUGGAAGUGUGAGAGACACAACGCAGGCAGAACCACAGGCGCCGUCGUGCUGGCCCCCACCCACACUCGGCAGCAGCCCGAGAUGCCAAUCGAGGGGACGUGCCGCACAGACUCUGGAGCCACCUACUACGACGGACAGCGCUGGCUCAGGAGCCAGGGCAACAAGCAGAUGCUCUGUACCUGUCUGGGCAACGGAGUCAGCUGUCAGGAGUGGGAGGCCAGGAACCAGGCGUACGGUGGCAACUCCAACGGUCAGCCUUGCGUGUUCCCGUUCGUCUUCAUGGGAAAGACCUACUACUCCUGCACCUCGGACGGACGCACAGACGGGCAGCUCUGGUGCUCUACAAGCUCAGACUAUGAGAAAGACCAGCAGUACUCUUUCUGUACCGAGAAGAACGCCAUUGUGGCAACACGAGGUGGAAACUCCAACGGCGCUCUGUGCCACUUCCCCUUCCUCUACAGUGGCCGCAACUACACCGACUGCACCUCUGACGGGCGGCGUGACGGCAUGAGAUGGUGCGGCACCACCCACGACUACGACACAGAGCAGCGCUAUGGAUUCUGCCCCAUGGCUGCCCAUGAGGAGUUGUGCACCACCAACGAUGGAUUAAUGCAUCGUGUAGGAGACAAGUGGGACAAACGCCAUGAAAUCAUGGGUCACAUGAUGGAGUGCACAUGUCUCGGCAACGGCCGUGGGGAGUGGAGCUGCGUUGCGUAUUCACAGCUGCGAGAUCAGUGCAUUGUUGACGGCUUGUACUACGAGGUAAACCAGGAAUUCUCCAAACGCCACAACGAUGGCCACAUGAUGAACUGCACCUGCUAUGGACAGGGACGUGGGCGCUGGAAGUGCGACGCCAUCGAUCAGUGUCAGGAGCCACAAACCAGGGCGUUCUACCAGAUCGGAGAGUCAUGGGACAAGGUCAUUCAUGGCAUCCACUACCGCUGUUAUUGCUAUGGCAACGGGAUUGGAGAGAUGAGAUGUGAACCUCAGCAGACCUACCCAGACGGCCACAGACCCAUCCAGGUGAUCAUCACCGAGGCGGGAAAACAACCAGACUCUCACCCCAUUCAGUGGAACCCGCCUUCAUCCGUCCACAUCACCCAGUACAUCCUCAAAUGGAGGAUUAAAAAUAGCCAUUCGCCUUGGAAGGAAGCCACCAUCCCCGGCAACUUCAACUCCUACACCAUCAGUGGGCUGCGUCCAGGCGCCACCUACGAGGGGCAGCUGAUCAGCAUCCUGCGCUACGGCCGCCGCGAGGUCACGCGCUUUGAUUUCACCACAACCCACGGUUCUCUGGAAACCUCUGAGGGAGAGACGAACGUCCCUCCUCCAGUGUUGGACACCUCUGAGUCGGUGACAGAAAUCACCUCCAACAGCUUCGUUGUGUCCUGGACCUCGGCCUCUUCUACCAUCUCAGGCUUCAGGGUGGAGUAUGAGCUCAGUGAAGACGGUGCCAAGCCGCAAGUCCUGGAUCUUCCUCGCACAGCCACCUCCGUCACCAUCGCUGACCUCCUGCCAGGACGCAGAUACAAUGUCAACGUCUACGAGCUCCCAGAUCAGGGACAGCCGAACCUCAUCCUGACCACCUCCCAGACCACAGCUCCCGACAAGCCUGCUAGGCAUGCAGUCGAUGAGGUGGGAGAGAAGUCCAUCCGAAUCAGCUGGUCCCGGCCUCAGGCUCCCAUUACUGGUUACCGUGUGGUGUACACACCGUCGCUGGAAGGCAGCAGCACCGAGUUGAACCUGCCAGAGUCAGUGACCUCAGUGACCCUGGCUGACCUUCGCCCCGGUCUCCUUUACAACAUCAGCAUCUACGCUGUGGAGGACGACCUGGAGAGUGAGCCUGCUUUUGUGCAGGUCAACACCGCUGGGUCUCCUCUGCCAGAGGUGGUACCGGCGCCCACGGAGCUGCAGUUCUACGAGGUUUCAGAUGUGAAGAUCACCAUCACCUGGACUGGUCCACCCAGCGAGGUGACUGGUUACAGGGUGACCUACUCCCCUAUUGGCACCGACGGCAGAGAGCUCAGGCCCCUGCAGAUGCCCAUUUCACCAAACGCCUAUGCCGACAUCACCCACCUGCAGCCGGGCACGCUGUACCGCUUCUACAUCUACGCCAUCAAUGGCGGAGUGGAGAGCGAGCCGCUGGUGGGAGACAAGUCCACCAAGCCCGACUCGCCCACUGAUGUGCGUUUCACCGACGUCGGCCACGACAGCGCGUUGGUCAUCUGGCAGGCUCCCCGCGCCAUCGUCACCGGCUACCGUCUCUUCCUCAGCAUCGAGGGCUCCACCCCUGUCGAGAAGAGGAUCCCGGGUGGGGUCAACCAGUACGCUUUGAGGAACUUGCGUCCAGACACCAGAUACACCGCAGUCCUCCACUCUGAGCUGGACAACGAGCUCAGCGAGGGCGUCACGUCAUAUUUUGAAACCACUCCUCAGAUGGGAAAUGCUCCUCCUUUCAGCACUGAAGUGACUGAUACCUCUAUCAUUGUCACCUGGAUACCUGUCCGCAGGUUCAGCUAUAAGCUGUCUGUCCUCCCCAGCCAGGAAGGCGAGUCUCCCAGAGAAGAUACCUCUGACUCUGGACAAAUUCAAAUUCUCGGCCUGAUUCCUGGAACUCAGUACACCUACUCUGUUCAGCCCAUCUUCAACGGACGCAACCGUGGAAACCCCAUCACCCGCAACGUCGUCACUUCCCUGUCUCCUCCUACUGACCUCAGAGUUGAGUCAAAUCCAAGCACGGGAGAUCUCACUGUCCACUGGGUCGCCUCCAGAACACCAGGCAUCACAGGCUACAGGGUGACCAGCACGCCAACCAGCGGCCAGCGAGGAAACUCCCUGGAAGAGUUUGUCCGAGCUGAUGAAACCUCCUGCGUGCUAGAGAGCCUGAAUCCCGGGGCAGAGUACAACGUCAGUGUAUUCACCACCAAGGGUCAUUUGGAGAGUGUGCCUGUGUCCACGAUCAUCACACCAGACAUCCUCCCACCAAAUCACAUUGACUUUGUCGACAUUACCGACACCACCAUUGGCCUCCGCUGGAUCCCUCCGAAAAAUGCUACCACUGCUUCUUACCUGAUAACGGUAGUAGCGUCAGGCGAGGGCUUGCCGAUAUUUCAGGAUAUGGUGCGAGCAGCUGCUGGUUAUUACAGGAUUCAUGGUUUGGAGCCGGGCGUGGACUAUGACAUCAGUAUCUUCGCUGUUAGCGAUGGCCGGGCAAGCAGGCCGACCACAUACAGAAUUCUAACACAAGACGUCAUUCCAGCACCAACCAACCUGCAGUUUGGAGGGGUGGGUCCUGACCACAUUAGGGUGACAUGGACAGUCCCCAAUGUUGCCGCACCAAGUGACAUCUCUCGGUUUGUCAUCCGUUACCACCCCGUGGCCACAGAUGAUGACGUCAAGGAGGUUAAUGUUGGCGGGGCGACCAACACGUUCCUGCUGCAGAACCUGCUGCCCAACACUGACUACCACAUCAGCGUUGUCUUAGUGUAUGGUGAACGGGAAAGUCAACCAGCCACAGGGACUCAGAGGACAACUCUGGACUCCCCGACUGGCUUGGACUUCUCUGACAUCCGCACCAACUCCUUCACCGUUCACUGGCUGGCUCCGACUUCUGUCAUCACCGGCUACCGCAUCCGCUACCAGAAAACGAGCGGCGGACGGCCCAAGGAUGAGAGGCUGCCCCCAAGCAGGAACUACUUCACUUUGACCGGACUGACACCUGAGACAGAGUAUCUGGUUCAUGUGUAUGCUGUCAGCAAUGGCCAGGACAGUCUGCCCCUGACUGGCACACAGGCCACCAUCUCCGAUGCUCCUACUGACCUUGAGGUAACAUCGUCCACGCCCACCAGCAUCACCAUUCGCUGGGAGGCCCCCUCGGUCACAGUGAAGAAUUACAGGAUCACCUAUGCAGGAGAACGUGGUGAGCGUCCUCAGGAGUUCUCAAUCCCAGGCACUCAGACCACUGCCACCAUCACCGGGCUGAACCCUGGUACUGACUACACCAUCACUGUCUAUGCUGUUACUGGAAGAGGGGACAGCCCUGCCUCCAACACCCCGGUCUACAUCACGCACAGGACUGGUACCGAGCCCCCCACUGACAUGAAACUGACUGACGUGAGUGACAACACUAUCACAGUGCGCUGGUCUCCUGCUCAGGGACCAAUCAGAGGCUACAGAAUCACCGGUGUUCCCAAAAAUGGCCUGGGACCCUCCUACUCUGAGGUGGUGGCCCCUGAUCAGAGAGAGAUGACAUUCACAGGUCUGAUGCCCACUGCUGAGUAUGUUGUGAGUGUCUACGCUCUGGGCAGUAACGGACAGCCCUCUUCCCCUGUGGUCGGAAAUGCAAUCACUGCUAUGGACCGUCCCAAAGACCUGACCUUCUCCGACAUCGACUCCACCUCCAUGCGCAUCACUUGGGACAGUCCAGACGGCACUGUGACAUCAUACCGCAUCCUGUACUCCAGCCCAGAGGAAGGCGAGAGAGAGCUGCGUCCAGCACCCAGAGGAGACCAGGACAGUGUGCUGCUGAGAGGUCUUCGCCCCGGGACAGAGUACACCAUUAAAGUCAUCGCCCUCCACGACCGAACUCCCAGCAAACCGUUGGUGGGAACCCAGGCCACAGUGAUCCCUACUCCAACCAACCUGAUGAUCUCAGAAGUCGGUCCCUCCGCCUUCACUGUGUCAUGGCGAGCCCCCAAUGCACGCCUGACAGGCUACCGUGUGGUCGUCAACCCCAAGAACAUCAACGGCCCCCCUAGAGAGAUGAACGUUGCUCCGGACACCACGCGUGUCGUCGUACCAGGGCUCAUGGUGGCAACAACUUACCAGAUUUCCGUCUACGCUCUGAAGAACUCUGUCACCAGCAGACCGCUGGAGGGGGAGGCGACCACACUGGAAGACGUAAGUCCUCCUCGGCGCGUGCGUAUCUCUGAUACGAAGGAUACGUCUUUCACACUGACCUGGCGCGCCAAACCAUCGGAUACCAUCACUGGUUACCUCAUCGAGGCCACACCGAUGACUGGCUCACAUCCCGCCAUCAGAAGGAACUUCCCAGCACCUACAGAGACCUACACUUUCACAGGUCUGCAGCCAGGCACCAGGUACCACGUCAAGCUGUACACUCUGAGUGGCAACACGAGGAGCGCCCCAUUCACUCUGACUAUUGAAACAGAAAAACCGGUGGUCCAGGCUCCCACCGGCCUCCAUUUCACAUCUUUCACCCCCACCUCCAUCUCCUUCACCUGGCAGCCACCUGCCACACACAUCACAGGAUACUACAUCAGUUAUGAGGAGCAGGGAGGACAACCACGUGAGCUCAUCCCACGACCCCACGCUGGCCAAAACUACGCCACCAUAUCCGGCCUGAGACCAGCCACCGAAUACACCAUCAAGAUCAUCGCCAUCCAGAACACGCAGAGGAGCAGCCCUCUGGUGGGAAGAGCCAGAACUCAACCGGACUUGCUUGUCCUGCCUCUGCCCAACCGCCCCGGAGGUUCCGGUGACAGGUUGGACGUGCCCGAGGACACCACAGUCCAGGUAGUGGGCAACGGUGGCACGGAUGGGCAGGGUGGUCAGAGCCAGCAUGUGGAGUACACAGAGUACAACAACAACAACAACGGAGACAACAACAGAUAUAGUGGGAACAGUGGCAACCCACAGUCCCCCUAUGGGCAAGUACGUGAGCCGCUGGUGUUUUUGCCCCUUCCUGAUGCAGAGGGCCGCAGACUGCCCAUCCUGAAGCUGAACCUGCCCAUCGGCGCCACGUUCGAUAACGAGACGGAUCUGCCCCAGGAGGUCCAGACUCAGACCUCCAUCUCCUGGAAGCCUUACAGCCAGAGCAACGCCUACCUGGUGUCCUGCUCUCCUCUCACACACUUAGAAGAGAAGAUGUUCCAGGUCCGCCUGCCAGGCACAGCCACCACUGCCACCCUGAUAGGACUCACACCCGGAGCCAACUAUAAUGUGAUUGUGGAGGCUCUGCUGGGUGCGCUCAAACACAAGAUUCUGGAGCAGGUCGUCACUGCUGGAAACACAAUCCCAGAGGGAGUGCCCUCCGAUAAGGACUCAUGUUAUGACGCCUUCACCGCAACCUACCAUGAUGUUGGUAGUGAAUGGGAGCGGAUGUCUGAGACCGGCUUCAAGCUGUGGUGCAGGUGUCUGGGCCUGGGCAGUGGCCACUUCAGAUGUGACUCAUCUAAGUGGUGCCAUGACAACGGAAACAACUAUCGCAUCGGAGAGAAGUGGGACCGCCGCUCAGAAAACGGUCAGCUGAUGAGCUGCACUUGUCUGGGAAAUGGCAAAGGAGAAUUCAAGUGUGAACCACAUGAUUCAGUGUGCUACGAUGAUGGCAAGACAUACCAGGUGGGAAACCAGUGGCAGAAGGAUUACCUGGGCGCCAUCUGCACCUGCACAUGCUUCGGAGGACAACAGGGCUGGCGAUGUGAGAACUGCCGCAGACCAGGUGCUGAUGUCGAUGCUGGUCUGCUUCAGCCUGUUAGAUAUGGAGACAACACACUACGCAGAACGAAUAUCCACUGCCCCAUCGAGUGCCUCCGACCCGAACUGCUGGCAGACGCACACGUUCCUCCAAAUCCUCGCGAGUAAAAGAUCGGUCUUCUGACUUCUGCUUCGUUUCCCUCACCGACCAAUCGCUGCACUGUCCCUGCGACUAAAUUAACUGCCUUAUCACUUUCUGACACAUUUGUUUAGCUAAAAGGUGUUAAACUGCCCUGCUGCCUGUUUAAAGUGAUCCUCUUCUAAAGCCAGUCUUUUCACUGUUGACUGUCAAGUCUUUAAAUUCACGCUCUACUGGAAGAUGCAGACUCCCUCCGCUGUAAUAUUUUGUGUAACAGUGGAAGUUAUAAAGGACUUGUCACCCAGUCAGAUUUCUAUACUUUUGUCAAAUUGGGUGUUUGUUUUCCCAUUUAAAUGUCAAAAAACAUUUCUUCAUCAAAGAGCAGAAACUGUCAGAAAGUAAGCACUGUGUUAAAGAAUGUCAUUGUAGUCAUUAACAAAAUGUUUGUCAAUGAAAAUGUGCUUUCCUUUUCUGUAGCCCUUCUUCUGAGGGGUCGCACUGUGUGUGAUUGACACAUUCUGAAAUCUGAUGUCUGUCUACUAAUUUAUCCCUUUAAUCUCAACGUGUGAAUGUGUGAACUGGGAUGUGAGGAUUUGAACUGUUCUAUUUUUGUACUUUUUGUUGUCCGUUCCAAAGUUGUUUCUACCUUCGACAAGAAGAAGUCCCUUAUUUUAAUAAAGCUGGAGAGAUCCUGAAACCUAA
Molecule: messenger RNA, 8224 nt
Organism: Acanthopagrus latus (yellowfin seabream)
Lineage: Eukaryota; Metazoa; Chordata; Actinopteri; Spariformes; Sparidae
Gene: fn1b
Product: fibronectin 1b
Exons: 46
Coding region: 157-7551 (2464 amino acids)
Biological process (GO): heart development; cell-substrate junction assembly; nervous system development
Cellular component (GO): extracellular region
Molecular function (GO): proteoglycan binding; integrin binding
Source: RefSeq, a predicted model, not a curated record